UGGGGAUAGCUGAAAUUAAAUACGGAGAUUCAAUUUGCUUUCUGAUGCACGUGGACAGCGGACUGUGGGUGUCCUACCAAGCUCCGGAUGCCAAAUCAACACGUCUGGGACCCCUGAAAAGAAGGGCUAUACUUCAUCAAGAAGGACACAUGGAUGAUGGUGUGGCGUUACAGCGCUGCCAGCACGAAGAAUUCCAAGCGGCGCGUAUCAUCCGCAACACGUCAGAGCUGUUCAGUCUCUUUAUCAGAGACCUGGACAGUCUGAGUGGAAAGAACCGAGUCUCUGUCACCCUGCCUAUUGAGGAGGUUAUGCAGACCCUGAACGACCUUAUUGACUACUUCCAGCCCCCGGAGGAGGAGGCGGCGUACGAGGAGAAGCAGAACAAGCUGCGCUCGCUGAAGAACCGGCAGAACCUCUUCAAGGAGGAGGGAAUGCUCACCUUGGUCUCGAACUGCAUCGACCGACUCAACAUCUACGACAGCGCGGUGCACUUUCGGGAGUAUGCAGGCGAGGAAGCUGGGGCCGCAUGGAAGGACAUUCUCAACCUGCUUUAUGAGUUACUAGCUGCCCUGAUUCGCGGCAACAGAAGCAACUGCACCCAGUUCUCAAAGAACCUGGACUGGCUAGUCAGCAAACUGGACCGGCUGGAGUCCUCGUCAGGAAUUAUUGAAGUCCUUCACUGCAUCCUAAUUGAAAGCCCUGAAGCCCUGAACAUCAUCCAGAGAGGACACAUCAAGUCUGUAAUCUCCCUGCUGGAGAAACAUGGACGCAAUCAUAAGGUUUUGGAUGUGCUGUGCUCUCUGUGCGUGUGCAAUGGGGUGGCCGUGAGAACCAAUCAGAACCUGAUCUGUGACAACCUACUGUCUCGGAGGGACCUGCUUCUGCAGAGCCGCAUGGUGAAUGAUGUCACGAGCAUGAGGCCAAACAUCUUCCUGGGCGUCAGCGAGGGUUCUGCCCAGUACAAGAAGUGGUAUUACGAGCUAAUAAUCGACCAGGUUGACCCCUUUGUGACCAACGAGCCCUCACACCUGCGGGUCGGCUGGGCCAACACAAAAGGGUAUGCCCCCUACCCUGGAGGUGGAGAGGGCUGGGGCGGGAAUGGGGUCGGGGACGACCUCUACUCCUAUGGCUUUGACGGGCUUCAGCUGUGGUCAGGCCGAGUGCCCCGAGUUGUGGCGUCAGUGAAUCAGCACCUGCUGACCUCGGAUGACGUGGUGAGCUGCUGCCUGGACCUGGGGGCCCCGAGCAUCUCGUUCCGUAUCAACGGGCAGCCAGUGCAGGGCAUGUUCGAGAACUUCAACAUCGACGGGCUCCUCUUCCCCGUCGUCAGCAUCUCUGCAGGAGUCAAGGUGCGUUUCUUGCUGGGAGGUCGCCAUGGAGACUUCAAGUUCCUGCCACCUGCGGGCUAUGCCCCUUGCUACGAGGCCCUGCUGCCCAAGGAGAAGAUGAGGGUGGAGCCAGUGAAGGAGUACAAGCGGGACUACGAUGGCGUUCGGGAUUUGUUGGGAACCACAGAGUUCCUGUCCCAAGCCUCCUUCGUCCCCAUGCCUGUCGAGACCGGCCAGAUCGUCUUGCCUCCCCACCUAGAAAAAGUCAGAGACAAAUUGGCAGAAAAUAUCCAUGAGCUGUGGGGUAUGAACAAGAUCGAACUUGGCUGGAACUAUGGAAAGGUUCGAGAUGACAACAAAAGGCAGCACCCCUGUCUCGUGGAUUUCUCCAAAUUGCCCGAAACAGAAAAAAAUUAUAACCUCCAGAUGUCAACCGAAACUUUAAAGACCCUCUUGGCUCUGGGCUGCCAUGUUGUUCAGGUGAAGAUGAAUGCAGAAGAAGAUCUGAAAAAAACUAAACUUCCCAAGAACUACAUGAUGUCGAACGGUUAUAAACCUGCGCCGCUGGAACUUUCUGAAGUGAAGCUGAUCCCAGCUCAGGAAGUUUUGGUUGAUAAACUUGCUGAGAAUGCGCACAACGUCUGGGCAAAGGACAGAAUUAAGCAAGGAUGGACCUAUGGCAUUCAACAGGAUCUGAAGAACAAAAGGAAUCCUCGUUUGGUGCCAUAUGCAUUAUUAGAUGAGCGCACAAAGAAAUCGAACAGAGAUAGCUUGCGUGAGGCUGUCCGAACAUUGAUUGGCUAUGGAUUCAUCAUUGAACCUGCUGACCAGGAGAGUGCCGGUCAGAGUUUAGAGCGCUUGAGUAUUGAUAACAUACGGUUCUUCCGGGUGGAGAAGACCUACGCAGUGAAGACAGGGAAGUGGUACUUUGAGUUCGAGGCUGUCAGUGGAGGAGACAUGCGCGUGGGCUGGGCCAGGCCGGGCUGCAGGCCUGACGUUGACCUCGGGACGGAUGACCAGGCCUUUAUAUUUAACGGGUUCCAGGGUCAAAGCAUGCAUCAGGGAUCCAAGUUCUUUGGUCGCUCCUGGAAGGCAGGUGACGUGGUUGGCUGUAUGAUUGACAUGGAAGAUAAAUCCAUGAUCUUCACUCUGAAUGGAGUGAUCCUAAUCACUAACACAGGCUCUGAACUCUGUUUCACUGACUUUGAAGUUGAAGAUGGUUUCAUUCCUGUGUGCAGCCUGGGUCUGUCUCAGAUCGGCCGCAUGAACCUGGGCAAGGACGCAAGCACCUUUAAAUACUACACCAUGUGCGGCCUGCAGGAGGGCUUUGAGCCCUUCGCCGUCAACAUGAACCGCGACGUCGCCGUGUGGUUCAGCAAGCGUUUGCCCACUUUCAUCAACGUGCCACAAAACCACGCCCACGUGGGGGUUACACGAAUCGAUGGGACCAUCGACAGUCCGCCCUGUCUCAAAGUGACUCACAAGACGUUUGGCACGCAGAACAGCAAUGCAGACAUAGUGUACUGUCGACUUAGCAUGCCUGUGGAGUUCCACUCCUCCUUCCGGAAUGGAACUCUUAAUGAUUCCGAGAGCGAGCUGCACGACGAAUCACAGAAACCAAAGCAGAGGUUUCCACUAAAAUCCCAAAAACAAGUUGAUGAAACUACUUCUAGAGGGCCAGAAUAUGGAAAGAUCACUGCGUACUACUACUCUGUGCGAGUGUUCGGGGGACAGGACCCCUCCAGUGUGUGGGUGGGCUGGGUGACCCCUGAUUACCAUUACUGCAGUAGCACCUUUGACCUGAACCGGAACCGCACUGUCACCGUCACGCUGGGAGAUGAGAGGGGACGUGUCCACGAGAGUGUGAAGCGCAGUAACUGCUACAUGGUGUGGGGGGGUGAUGCCGUUGGUGCCCGCGGGACGACCUGUGGCAGCACAGACCUGGAGAUCGGCUGUCACAUUGACCUGGCCACCGGCUUCGUCUCUUUCACCGCCAAUGGGAAGGACCUGGGCACCUCCUACCAGGUUGAGCCCAAUUCCAAGCUGUUCCCUGCUGUGUUUGUGCAGCCCACGAGUCCCAAUCUGUUCCAGUUUGAACUGGGGAAACUGAAGAAUGCAAUGCCGCUGUCGUCUGCCCUCUUCAAGAGUGAGAACAAGAACCCAGUCCCGCAGUGCCCGCCUCGCCUGGAUGUGCAGACCAUCACAUCCGUGCUGUGGAGCCGCAUGCCCAACUCCUUCUUGAAGGUGGAGACAGCACGGGUCAGCGAGCGGCAUGGCUGGGUGGUGCAGUGCCUCGAACCCCUGCAGUUAAUGGCCCUGCACAUCCCAGAGGAGAACAGGUGCAUUGACAUUUUAGAACUUUCCGAACAAGAUGACUUAAUGAAGUUCCACUACCACACCCUCAAACUCUACUGCGCUUUGUGUGCUCUCGGCAACAGUCGCAUUUCACACACGCUGUGCAGCCACGUGGACCAGUCCCAGUUGUUCUACGCCAUCGACAACCAAUACCUGCCAGGGAUGCUGCGUAGUGGCUUCUACGACGUGCUCAUCAGCAUUCACCUGGAGACCGCCAAGGAGGCCAGGCUAAUGAUGAACAAUGAGUUCAUCAUCCCGAUAACUGACGAAACCAGGAGCAUCAAGUUGUUCCCAGAUGAGUCUAAGAAGCACACCCUGCCCGGAGUUGGUCUUAGCACAUCCCUCAAGCCGCGGCUGAACUUCUCCCCUGUGUGCUUCGUCACCGCCAACCCCAAGCGGCAGCUGCACACCCCGGAGAUCCCCCUGGAUGCUCUGAAGGAGAGGGCUCUUGGCAUGCUGACGGAGGCGGUGCAGGGAGGAGGCCAUCACAUCCGAGACCCCGUGGGCGGCAGUGUGGAGUUCCAGCUCGUCCCCAUCCUUAAGCUGAUUGGCACGCUGCUCAUCAUGGGCGUGAUGACGGAUGAGGACAUGAAGCAGAUCCUCAUCCUGAUUGACCCCAACGUGUUCGGAGAGCAGAAAGAGGAGGAGCUGCAGGAAGAGGCCAAGGAGAAGGAGGAAGUGACAAGCAAUGAGGAGAAGGCGGUGGAAGCUGGAGAGGAGGAAGCAAAGGAUGCAAAGAAGCCCAUGAAGGGUCUGUUGGAGAAGAGACUGCCAGAGUCUGUGAAACAACAGAUGUGUGAGCUCCUUCAUUAUUUCUGUGACUGCGAGUUGAGACACAGAAUUGAGGCUAUCGUCUCCUUCUCGGACUACUUCGUUUCAAAGCUGCAGUUCAAUCAGAAGUUUCGCUACAACGAGUUGAUGCUGGCCUUGAACAUGUCUGCGGCCGUGACAGCCAAGAAAACCAGAGAGUUCCGAUCGUCUCCACAAGAGCAGAUCAACAUGUUGUUAAACUACAAACUCGGAGAAGACUGCCCCUGUCCGGAUGAAAUCCGUGAGGAGAUGUACGAGUUCCACGAUGACCUCCUUUUGCACUGUGGCAUCCCUCUGGAAGAGGAGGAGGAGGUGGAGCAGGACACCUCCAUUAGGGGCCGGCUACUCUCCCUGGUGCACAAGAUCAAAGGAGCACCCAAGAAGCAGGAGGAGCCCACCGAGAAGGAGCAGGCAGCCCCCACCACCCUGAAGGAGCUGAUCUCUCAGACCAUGGUGAGCUGGGCCCAGGAGUCUCACAUCCAGGACCCCGAGCUGGUGCGCGUGAUGUUCAGUCUGCUGCACCGGCAGUACGACAGCAUCGGGGAGCUGCUGCGCGCCAUGAGGAAGGGCUACACCAUCAGCGCGGCCUCCGUGCAGGACACCAUCAACCUGCUGGCCUCCCUGGGGCAGAUCCGCUCCCUGCUCAGCGUGCGCAUGGGCAAAGAGGAGGAGAAGCUCAUGAUCAACGGACUGGGGGACAUCAUGAACAACAAGGUGUUUUACCAGCACCCCAAUCUGAUGAGAGUGCUGGGCAUGCACGAGACUGUGAUGGAGGUCAUGGUGAAUGUGCUCGGAGGGGACAAAUCUCAGAUUACUUUUCCCAAGAUGGUGGCAAGCUGCUGUCGAUUUUUGUGCUACUUUUGCCGCAUCAGCAGUCAGAACCAGAAGUCCAUGUUUGAUCAUCUCAGCUACCUAUUGGAGAACAGCAGUGUUGGACUGGCGUCUCCGGCAAUGAGAGGCUCCACCCCCUUGGAUGUGGCCGCCGCCUCUGUGAUGGACAACAACGGGCUGGCUCUGGCCUUGGAGGAGCCUGACCUGGACAAGGUCGUAACAUACUUGGCAGGCUGUGGGCUCCAGAGCUGCCCCAUGCUAUUGGCUAAAGGGUACCCUGACAUCGGGUGGAAUCCAAUCGAAGGGGAGCGCUACCUGUCUUUCCUGCGCUUUGCUGUAUUUGUCAACGGGGAGAGUGUUGAAGAGAACUCCAGCGUGGUGGUGAAGCUUCUGAUCCGUCACCCCGAGUGCUUCGGCCCGGCUCUGCGUGGGGAGGGGGGGAAGGGCCUGCUGGGGGCCAUGAAGGAGGCCAUUAGCAUCUCUGAGAACCCCGCUCUCGAUGUGCCCAGCGGUCCCCCGGGACUCCAGAGAGACGCGACUGGGGAGGAGGAGGAAGAGGAGGAGAUUGUUCACAUGGGCAAUGCCAUCAUGUCCUUCUACUCCGCUCUCAUUGACCUGCUGGGUCGCUGCGCACCGGAGAUGCAUCUAAUCAACAAAGGGAAGGGGGAAGCUCUCCGGAUCAGAUCCAUUCUGCGAUCCCUGGUGCCAACUGAGGACCUGGUGGGCAUUAUCAGCAUACCACUUAAAAUGCCAACUGUGAAUAAAGAUGGCUCCGUCACUGAGCCUGACAUGUCUGGUACUUUCUGUCCUGACCACAAGGCCCCAAUGGUGCUGUUCCUGGAGCGUGUCUAUGGGGUCGAGGACCAGAGCUUCCUGCUCCAUCUGCUGGAGGUGGGCUUCCUGCCGGACCUCAGGGCCUCAGCCUCCCUCGACACGGAGGCUCUGAGCACCACUGAGAUGGCUCUGGCUAUGAACAGGUAUAUUUGCUCGGCCGUGCUGCACCUGCUCACUCGCUGCGCUCCCCAAUUCGCCGGCACAGAGCACCACGCCUCCCUGAUAGACUCCACCUUGCACACCAUCUACAGGCUCUCCAAGGGCCGCUCGCUCACCAAAGCACAGAGGGACGCAAUCGAGGAAUGCUUGCUGGGUAUUUGUAGCUACCUGCGGCCCUCGAUGUUGCAGCAGCUUCUGCGUCGCCUGGUCUUUGACGUGCCUUUGCUGACUGAGUAUUGCAAGAUGCCCCUGAAGCUGCUAACCAAUCACUACGAGCGGAGCUGGAAGUACUACUGCCUCCCCAUGGGCUGGGGGAGCUAUGGCAUGGCCUCUGAGGAGGAGGUGCUCCUCACCAAAAAGCUCUUCUGGGGAAUCUUUGACGCUCUAUCUCAAAAGUCCCUAUUAUUCCUGCAGAAGUACGACCCCGAGCUCUUCAAAAUGGCCAUGCCCUGCCUCAGUGCGAUCUCCGGGGCUCUGCCUCCCGAUUACGUGGACUCCAGCAUUACCAGCAUACUGGAGAAGCAGGCAUCAGUGGAUGCACAGGGAAACUUUGAUCCCAAACCUAUUAGUACUUCCAACAUUUCCCUUCCAGAAAAGAUUGAAUACGUUGCCAACAAAUAUGCCGAACACUCUCAUGACAAGUGGGCAUCUGAAAAGGUGGUGGGGGGGUGGAAAUAUGGGGAGACGGUUGAUGAGAAAUUGAAGACUCAUCCUUUGCUGAGGCCGUACAAGUCAUUAGCAGAGAAGGAGCGAGAGAUUUAUCGCUGGCCUGUUAAAGAAUCUCUUAAGAGCAUGUUGGCUAUGGGCUGGAAUAUUGAGAGGACCAAAGAGGGUGAUGCCAUGUUUCAGCAACGAGAAAGUGAGAAACUGCGCAAGAUCUCCCAGUCGUCACAGGGUAAUGGCUACAGCCCAUGUCCGCUUGACAUGAGCAAUGUUGUUCUUUCCCGAGAGCUCCAGGCAAUGGUUGAUGUUGUUGCAGAAAACUACCAUAACAUAUGGGCUAAAAAGAAGAGAAUAGAAUUAGGAAGAGGAGGCGGGAGCCACCCCCUGUUGGUUCCCUAUGACACUCUGACUGCCAAGGAGAAAGCCAGGGACCGGGAGAAGGCUCAGGAGCUCUUCAAGUUUCUGCAGAUCAGCGGCUACACCAUUACCAGAGGCUUGAAGGACAUGGAGCAGGAUGCCUCAUCCAUUGAGAAGAGGUUUGCUUAUAAAUUCCUGAGGAAGCUGCUGAAGUAUGUUGACUCUGCUCAGGAAUUCAUUGCCCACUUGGAGGCUAUGGUCAGCAGUGGGAAAGCUGACAAAUCUCCUUAUGAGCAGGAAAUCAAGUUUUUUGCAAAGGUUCUUCUUCCACUGAUUCACCACUACUUUCAGAAUCACAGUCUGUACUUCCUGUCCUCCCCCACUAAAACUCUGAGCAGCAGCGGCUACGCGUCCAACAAGGAGAAAGAGAUGGUGACCAGUUUGUUCUGUAAGCUGGCAGCUCUUGUCAGACACAGGAUUUCACUCUUUGGCAGUGAUUCUACUACGAUGGUGAGCUGUCUGCAUAUCCUGGCUCGCACUCUUGAUACCAGAACUGUGAUGAAAUCGGGCUCGGAGCUCGUGAAGGCUAGCCUGCGCACCUUCUUUGACAGUGCGGCGGAGGAUCUGGAGAAGACCUUGGAAAACCUGAAGCUGGGGAAAUUCACUCAUUCCAGGACUCAGAUGAAGGGAGUCUCCCAGAACAUCAACUACACCACAGUGGCCUUGCUGCCCAUCCUCACCUCCCUGUUCGAGCACAUCACGCAGAACCAGUUCGGGUUGGACCUGCUCUUGGACGAUGUUCAAGUCUCCUGCUAUAGGAUCCUGUGCAGUCUGUACGCUUUGGGGACUGGAAAGAACAUCUACGUUGAAAGGCAGCGUCCAGCCCUGGGGGAGUGCCUGGCCACUCUUACGGGAGCCAUGCCGGUCGCGUUCCUCGAGCCCCAUCUCAACCUCCACAACCCCCACUCUGUGUUUAACAUGAAGACGCCACGGGAGAGAGCCGUUCUCGGCAUGCCGGACACUGUCGAGGAGAUGUGUCCUGAUAUGCCGCAGCUAGAUGGGUUGAUGAAGGAUAUCAACAACAUGGCGGAGUCGGGGGCGCGAUACACCGAGAUGCCCCAUGUGAUUGAGGUCAUACUGCCCAUGCUGUGUAACUACCUGUCGUACUGGUGGGAGAAGGGUCCAGAGAACAACCCCAAGUCGGCCGGGUCCUGCUGCACCAUGGUAACCUCAGAACACCUGAGUAUCAUCCUGGGGAACAUCCUGAAGAUACUCAACAACAACCUGGGCAUUGACGAGGCCUCCUGGAUGAAGAGAAUCGCCGUGUACGCCCAGCCCAUCAUUUGCAAAGCACAACCCGACCUGCUCAGGUCACACUUCCUGCCCACGCUGGAGAAGCUGAAGAAGAAGACGGUGAAGGUGGUUGUGGAGGAGGAGCUGCUGAAGGCUGACAGCAAAGGAGACACGCAGGAGGCCGAGCUGCUCAUCCUGGACGAGUUCGCUGUGCUCUGCCGGGACCUCUACUCCUUCUACCCCAUGCUCAUCCGCUAUGUGGACAACAACAGGUCAAGAUGGCUGAAAGAGCCUGAUGCAGAUUCUAACGAACUGUUCCGCAUGGUGGCUGAGGUCUUUAUCCUGUGGUGUAAAUCUCACAACUUUAAACGAGAGGAGCAAAACUUUGUGAUUCAAAAUGAAAUCAACAACUUGUCAUUCCUAACGGGAGACAACAAGAGCAAGAUGUCAAAGUCAUUGUCUGUAAAGGUACAGACUGGAGGGCAGGACCAGGAGAGGAAGAGGACGAAGCGCCGCGGAGAGCUGUACUCCGUCCAGACCUCCCUCAUUGUAGCAGCCCUGAAGAAGAUGCUGCCCAUCGGCCUCAACAUGUGCACCCCAGGGGACCAGGAGCUCAUCUCACUGGCCAAAGGAAGAUACAGCCUUAGAGAUACAGAUGAAGAGGUCAAAGAUCAUCUACGCCAAAACCUUCACUUGCAGGAGAAGUCGGAGGACCCUGCAGUGAGGUGGCAGAUGAAUCUUUACAAAGACGUGGUUGUGAAGAACGAGGAGCCGCCAGACCCUGAGCACACUGUGGACAGAGUGCAGAGCAUCUCAGCAGCUGUCUUCCACCUGGAGCAGGUUGAGCAACCUUUGAGAUCGAAGAAGGCAGUGUGGCACAAGCUCCUGUCCAAGCAGCGCAAGAGGGCUGUGGUGGCCUGCUUUAGGAUGGCUCCUCUGUACAACCUGCCCAGACACAAAAAUAACAAUUACUUCCUGAGCUCCUAUCAACAUUUAUGGCUGGAAAAAAUGCAUGAGACAGCAGACUGUGACAGUCUGAUCUUCAUGUUAACGCUAUUUGUGCAGAAACCCCAGGGCAAGGCAGAAGAGGAGGAGGAGGAGGAGGCUAACAAGCAGCCCGAUCCUCUUCAUCAGCUCAUUCUGCACUUCAGCCGCAAUGCCCUCACUGAGAGGAGCGCUCUUGAAGAAGAUCCUUUGUAUAUUGCAUAUGCAGACAUGAUGGCGAAGAGCUGCCAGGGUGAAGAGGAGGAAGAAGAGGUAGAAGAGGGGAAAGAGAAGACAUUUGAGGAAAAAGAGAUGGAGAAGCAGAAGACUCUAUACCAGCAGGCAAGACUGCACGACCGCGGGGCUGCAGAGAUGGUGCUGCAGAUGAUCAGCGCCAGCAAAGGUGCAAUGGGACCCAUGAUUGUGUACACCCUGAAGCUUGGUAUCGCCAUGCUAAAUGGGGGGAACACUGUGGUGCAGCAGAAAAUGCUGGAUUAUUUGAAAGAGAAAAGGGAUGGUGGGUUUUUCAAGAGUUUGUCAGGACUGAUGCAGUCUUGCAGUGUUUUGGAUUUGAAUGCUUUUGAAAGACAGAAUAAAGCUGAGGGACUUGGAAUGGUGGCUGACGAAGGAUCACUCAUGAUGCGUGAGCGGGGUGAGAAGGUUCUUCAAAAUGAUGAGUUCACUCGGGAUCUCUUUAGGUUUUUGCAGCUGCUAUGUGAAGGUCACAAUAAUGAUUUCCAGAAUUUCCUGAGAACCCAGACUGGAAACACAGCCACUGUAAACAUCAUCAUCAGCACAGUGGACUACCUGCUGCGUCUUCAGGAAUCCAUCAGUGACUUCUACUGGUACUAUUCAGGGAAGGACGUCAUGGACGAACCAGGGCAACGUAACUUCUCCAAAGCGCUUGCUGUAGCUAAACAAGUCUUUAACUCUCUUACUGAGUACAUUCAGGGCCCCUGCAUCGGGAAUCAACAGAGCCUGGCUCACAGCAGGCUCUGGGACGCGGUUGUUGGUUUCCUCCACGUCUUUGCAAACAUGCAGAAGAAGCUCUCCCAGGACUCCAGUCAGAUUGAGCUGUUGAAAGAGUUGCUGGACCUGCAGAAGGACAUGGUGGUGAUGAUGCUGUCCCUCCUGGAAGGUAAUGUUGUCAAUGGAACUAUUGGAAAGCAGAUGGUGGACACCCUUGUUGAAUCUUCCAACAAUGUGGAAAUGAUCCUGAAAUUCUUUGACAUGUUCCUUAAGUUGAAAGACCUGACGUCCUCCGAUGCCUUCAAGGAGUACGACCCUGAUGGCAAGGGAGUCAUCUCCAAGAAGGAGUUCCAGAAAGCCAUGGAGAGCCAGAGGCAGUACACUCAGUCUGAGAUCGAGUUCCUGCUGUCUUGCACAGAUGCCGAUGAGAAUGACAUGUUCAACUACGAAGAGUUUGUGGAGAGGUUCCACGAGCCAGCCAAGGACAUUGGUUUCAACGUGGCUGUGCUCCUGACCAACCUGUCUGAACACAUGCCUCACGAUACCAGGCUGGGGACUUUCCAGGAGUUAGCAGAAAAUGUACUGAAUUACUUUGAGCCCUACCUGGGUCGCAUUGAAAUCUUGGGGGGAGCCAAGCGCAUUGAGAGGGUAUACUUUGAGAUCAGCGAGUCAAGUAGAACGCAGUGGGAGAAACCACAAGUCAAGGAGUCCAAGCGACAGUUCAUCUUUGAUGUUGUCAAUGAAGGGGGUGAGAGUGAGAAAAUGGAGCUCUUUGUGAACUUCUGUGAGGACACCAUCUUUGAGAUGCAGUUGGCCUCGCAGAUCUCAGAGCCGGAUGCUGUGGAGAGACCAGAGGAAGAUGAGGAGGAGCCUUACAGCCUUCUAGAGGAGCUGACAGCGGCAGAGGAUGAGGAGGCCUCCCUGGAGUCCUCGUCUGCCUUCACCAUGGCCUGCGUUUCCAUGAAGAAGAACUUCACCAACUUCACAAAGCUUCUCACCUUAAAGAACAUCAAGAAGCAGUACAAGAAGUUCAAGAAGAUGAGCACCAAGGAGAUGAUUGUGAUGUUCUUUUCGUUCUUCUGGAUGAUCUUUGUGGGCCUUUUCCACGUCGUCUACACCCUGGUGUGGGGGCUCAUCCAGAUCGUGUGGACCUCUAUGUUUGGCGGCGGCUUGGUCGAAGGUGCCAAGAACAUCAAGGUGACGGACAUCCUGGGGAACAUGCCUGACCCCACCCAGUUCGGAAUCCACAGUGACGUCCUAGAAGCAGAGAAAUCGGAGAUCAGUGAAACCACCACCUCGUCUGAUCUGGUGCAGUUAGCGAAAGGUGAAAAGGGAGAACCGGACUUGAUGUCAGAGUUAUUGGGUAGCACUAAGAAGGAAGGUCACUCGAAGCACAGUCCAGAGCCUGGUCUCGGGGAUAUCUCCGAAAUAAUCGGUACUGAUGCCCCAUCCAAUCUGGCAAGCGCAGUUCGUCAAAAGAAAUUGGAACAGGCAGGUGACUCCAGCAAGGACACAGAGACAGAAACCAAGGCCGAACCAGAAAAGGCAGAUCUUAUUCCUCUCAGCACGGAGGAUGGUGAGAAGAAGGACAAGGCGAAGGAAGAGGAGCAGGCAGAGCCGUUGAGCGAGGAGAAGAAGGCGCGAAGGAGGAGGCACGGGCAGAAGAAGGGGGAGAAGGAUGCCUUCAUGGCUAAGUUCUUAGCAGGCUUGGAGGUCUAUCAGACUAAAAUGCUGAACUACCUGGCUAGAAACUUCUACAACCUGCGAUUCCUUGCUCUCUUUGUUGCUUUUGCCAUCAACUUCAUCCUGCUUUUCUACAAGGUGACCGGGGAGGAGGAGGAAGACUCUGACCCCUGGAAUGGAGGUGAGGAAGACGAUGAUGAUGAUUUCGGGAUGGAGUUCUUUGUGUUGCAGGAGAGCACUGGCUACAUGGCACCCAUACUGCGGUUACUCGCCAUUAUCCACACUAUCAUCUCUUUAGUGUGUGUCGUUGGAUACUACUGUCUCAAGGUUCCUCUGGUUGUGUUCAAGCGUGAAAAGGAAAUCGCUCGAACGCUGGAGUUCGAUGGCCUGUACAUCACUGAGCAGCCCUCUGACGAUGACAUCAAAGGACAGUGGGACCGCCUUGUCAUUAGCACACCGUCCUUCCCUAAUAACUACUGGGACAAGUUUGUUAAACGUAAAGUCAUUAAUAAGUACGGGGAUCUCUAUGGACCAGAACGUAUUGCUGAACUCUUGGGCUUGGAUAAAAGUGCGUUGGACUUCAACCCUACCAAGGAAACAGCACAGAAGGAAGCAACACUAGUAUCUUGGCUGAGCUCCAUCGACAUGAAAUACCACAUCUGGAAGCUGGGGGUCGUGUUCACUGAUAAUUCCUUCCUCUACCUGGCUUGGUACACCACUAUGUCUGUCCUGGGUCACUACAACAACUUCUUCUUCGCUGCCCAUCUGCUUGAUAUUGCCAUGGGUUUCAAGACCCUGAGAACCAUCCUGUCCUCUGUAACUCACAAUGGAAAGCAGCUGGUGUUGACAGUGGGUCUGCUGGCAGUGGUGGUGUAUCUCUACACGGUCGUGGCCUUCAACUUCUUCCGCAAGUUCUACAACAAGAGUGAGGAUGAGGACGAACCUGACAUGAAGUGCGAUGACAUGAUGACGUGCUACUUGUUCCACAUGUACGUGGGCGUGCGUGCCGGCGGUGGGAUCGGAGACGAGCUUGAGGACCCGGCAGGGGACCCCUACGAGAUGUACCGCAUCAUCUUCGACAUCACCUUCUUUUUCUUUGUCAUCGUCAUCCUGCUGGCCAUCAUCCAGGGUUUGAUUAUUGAUGCGUUUGGUGAGCUCAGAGACCAACAGGAGCAAGUGAGAGAAGACAUGGAGACCAAAUGCUUCAUUUGUGGAAUUGGUAACGAUUACUUCGACAGAAUACCGCAUGGGUUUGAAACUCACACUUUAGAAGAGCACAACCUUGCAAACUACCUGUUCUUCCUUAUGUACAUCAUUAACAAGGACGAGACAGAGCACACUGGUCAGGAGUCCUACGUCUGGAAGAUGUACCAGGAACGCUGCUGGGACUUCUUCCCAGUCGGAGACUGCUUCCGCAAACAAUACGAAGAUCAACUGGGUUAGGAAAAAUGCCACUGCCUAUUGUAUUGAGUAUGUGACCUAAAGGCAAAUUGAAAUUGUUUUUCAAAUAUAAAACAAAAAUACACUGUUAAAACAUACUUAAGUACAUGUUAAAUAACCACCAACACGUAACGUUUAACCCUUUCUAAUCCCAUAUCCUUGCCAUUGUUUUAUUGGGGCUACGAAGUAAAGCUUGUCAUCACUUUAAAAAAAGGCAUGUCCAAUAUUUCAGUUUAACUAGAAUGUUUACCUGCUACCUUUGUGCCAUUGUGGAAAUGUAUUGCAUUUAUAACUUGCCCAAAACAAGUACUCUGUUUUUGAAUUAUAGAUUAUUCUGACAAACCUAUUACCUUUCAUCUGUAUAACCCCAAACCUUUCCACAAAGUCUUCUCAUGAAACACUGGGUUCAAUGAAGUCACUGUAUGGAUCUUCUAUGCAUGUACAUGUACAAGCAUACAAUUUCAAUGUUAAUUGAAUGUUGAACACUACUUAUGCCAAAAGUAGGGCUUCUAGAAUCAAAAAAGAAAACAAAUUUGAAACGUUUUUAUUUAUUGAACCUUUUGUCUGGCUCCUACCUGCUUGUUUAUUCAAAGAAUAUGGCUCUCCUGAGCUGUCACCAGUUCAAGAAGCUCUGCCUACCUUUUAUCAAGUGUCAAAAAAGAAAAGUGCCUUACCUUAACCAAGACGAAGCUAUGCAAGACAAUGUCUGUACUUUAUAGUAAUAGUAGUGCCGUAGUUCUCCAGGUUUAGCUGAAGCAGAAUUUAAUUAGGAGAGUUUUGUGGCUUUUGUUUUAGUUUUGUUAAAAAAAACUAAAAUGUAAAAAAAAACUAAAAUAUAAUCUGGGUGUAAAUGGACUCCGGUUGGAAUCUUUUCAGUUGUGGUUGUCCAGCCACAAAACUCCAAACCGUACAACAAAACCAUGGAUAUACAAGAAUUAAUUCGAAGGUUACCUGCCACAAACCUCCAAACCGUACAACAAAACCAUGGAUAUACAAGAAGAAUUAAUUUGAAGGCUACCUGCUACACCUAACAAUAAAGUGCUACUGUAUGGCGAUUUGUAUGUAGUAGCUUUGCUAACCUGUGCAUUUCUUUCAAAAAAUAAAAGUAUCCAAUGCAGUAAAA
This is a messenger RNA of Polyodon spathula (Mississippi paddlefish), 14829 nucleotides long. Its product is annotated as ryanodine receptor 3-like. The coding region runs from base 45 to 13709 and encodes 4554 amino acids. Gene Ontology annotation, molecular function: ryanodine-sensitive calcium-release channel activity; calcium ion binding; protein binding. The transcript is spliced from 94 exons. Gene Ontology annotation, cellular component: Z disc; smooth endoplasmic reticulum; sarcolemma. The record is from RefSeq and is a predicted model, not a curated record. Lineage: Eukaryota; Metazoa; Chordata; Actinopteri; Acipenseriformes; Polyodontidae. Gene Ontology annotation, biological process: intracellular calcium ion homeostasis; calcium ion transmembrane transport.